Otolemur garnettii (small-eared galago) is the source of this 1183-nucleotide messenger RNA. It is a transcript of the gene HAGH, whose product is annotated as hydroxyacylglutathione hydrolase. Gene Ontology annotation, biological process: glutathione metabolic process. NCBI's taxonomy places the organism in Eukaryota, Metazoa, Chordata, Mammalia, Primates, Galagidae. The record is from RefSeq and is a predicted model, not a curated record. Gene Ontology annotation, cellular component: mitochondrion. Gene Ontology annotation, molecular function: hydroxyacylglutathione hydrolase activity. The transcript has 9 exons. Bases 199 to 981 code for a protein of 260 amino acids.
UUAACCUAGGUCUCUAGGAGCUGGUUAGCAGUGAGCUAAGUGACCGCGGAGCACUAGGGAAGGACCAGGAGCAGUGAGCCAUCCCGGGCCAUUUUCAGAUCCUGCUGAAAGCUGUCAAGAUUCUGGGGUCCAGCCCUGCUGGGGACCUUCCUUCAUCACACAGAUUUCAGGAAGAGUUUGACUGUGGUCCAGGGCACCAUGAAGAUCGAAUUGCUGCCUGCCCUGACAGACAACUACAUGUACCUGAUCAUUGAUGAGGACACCAAGGAGGCUGCCAUCGUGGACCCUGUGCAGCCCCAGAAGGUUGUGGACACAGUGAAGAAGCAUGGUGUGAAGCUGACCACAGUGCUCACUACCCACCACCACUGGGACCAUGCUGGUGGCAACGAGAAGCUGAUCAAGCUGGUGCCUGGACUAAAAGUGUACGGGGGUGAUGAACGCAUCGGGGCCCUAACCCACAAAGUCACUCACCUGUCCACGCUGCAGGUGGGGUCCCUCAAUGUCAAGUGCUUGUCAACACCAUGCCACACUUCAGGACAUAUCUGCUACUUUGUGAGCAAGCCUGGUGUUUCUGAGUCCCCUGCUGUGUUCACUGGGGACACCUUGUUUGUGGCUGGCUGUGGGAAGUUCUACGAAGGGACGGCAGAAGAGAUGUACAAAGCUCUGCUUGAGAUCUUGGGCCGGCUCCCUCCAGACACGAAAGUCUACUGUGGCCAUGAGUAUACCAUCAACAACCUCAAGUUCGCACGCCACGUGGAGCCCAACAACAUGGCCAUUCAGGAGAAGUUGGCCUGGGCCAAGAAGAAGUAUGGUGGUGGAGAGCCCACGGUGCCAUCCACCCUUGAGGAGGAGUUCACCUACAACCCCUUCAUGAGAGUAAGGGAGAAGACAGUGCAGCAGCAUGCGGGUGAGACGGACCCUGUGACCACUAUGAGGGCCAUCCGCAAGGAGAAGGACCUGUUCAAGGUGCCCCAGGACUGAGGUGGCUGUGGGGCCCAUGGUGGCUUUUGCCUUCAUAAGUAUUCGGGGAUUAGGAUAUUUUAGAUAAUUAAUUUUCCUGCUAGUCAUGCUGGAAAUGCACUCUUGGUUUAAUUUUAAAUUAAUUUCAGAGCUCUUUGCUUGUGUUAUCAAAUGUUCUAAUGCAUAUUUAUAAGAGAAGAAAUUUUAAAAGUAUUUAUUCCCA